AUGAUGCAGAAGCUCUUCGGCGAUCAGUCUGAGGACGCGAAGGAAGAAGACGUCACUUCCGAGCACAAGGCCGCCGCCAACCGCUCCGGCAACCGUUCGGGUGAUAGGGAAGGUGAAGUUGAGGGGCAAGGAAAAGUUGCUGUGGAAACUGAAUCUGAACCACAUGAUUUGGAUGUUGACCAGGGAAAGAAUGAAGGGGGAAGGAUUCAAAAGUCCCCAGAACGAGAAAUUAGCCAUCAAAGGGUGGAGAAUAAGGGAAAAGAUACUGAAAGUGAAGGGAAAGGGUAUGAGCAAAGAGUAGUUAGAAGCAGAAGACAAGUAGUAGUUGCAAGUGAACCAGAGGGAUCUGAGAAUAAUCAUGAUGCUGAUCAUAAUAGUAAAUAUGCAGAUGUUGAUCAAGCUAUGAAGCCAGGGUCAAAAGAUGAGAAAAAGGACCAAAAAGUUGUUCGUGAUGUUUUUAGGGAUUCUGAUGAAGAAGAACCUGCUGAGUAUGGCGCUCAAAAUGAAAUUGGGCAAGAUUCACAUAGAUCACUUAUGGAGGAGGAAGGUAGCUAUGCCAAAGGAUCGGGACUAGAGGAGAUAGUACCGGAUGAUGAAGUGCAGAACAAGUCAGGAUAUGAGAAUCUUGGAAAAAAACCAGGAAAAGCUGUCGGUCCACCAUUGGAAUUGGAAAUUCCGCUGCAUCGCCCACCAGGACAGCCUGACAGGAUGAACAUGAUCAAAGUAACUAAUAUCAUGGGCAUUGAUCCAAAACCUUUUGAUCCUAAAACAUAUGUAGAAGGGGACGCAUUUGUGACUGAUAAAUCUGGGGCUAAGAAACGUAUACACCUAGAGGAUAAUAUUGUACGCUGGAGAGCUGUCCAGAAACCCGAUGGCACUACCUCUUAUGAAAGCAAUGCACGUUUUGUACGGUGGGAAGAUGGAAGUAUACAGUUAUUAAUUGGGAAUGAGGUGCUGAAUAUAUCUGUGCAUGACUCAGACCAUGAUCAAACCCACUUGUUUCUUCGGCACGGCAAGGGAAUCUUACAAUCUCAAGGAAGGCUGCCCCGCAAGAUGAGAUUUAUGCCAUCUUCUUUGUCAUCAAAGUCUCACCGUUUACUCAGUGCUAUUGUUGAAUCACGUCAUAAAAAGGUCUACAAAGUGAAAAGUUGUAAUUCUGACAUUUAUACAGAAAGAGAAAAAGAAGAGAAGGAAAGGGUUGAAGGACAAACAAUUAGAACCAAUGUACUUCAGAAGAAACAUGAAAAAGUGAAUCACAAAUAUCGACAAACUGUGAGCAGAGGACGGCUGCUCUCUCCUGGGUUGUUGGAGGCGGCACUAGAUGAGGAUGAUGAGCCUGAAGACUAUUACAGUUCUUGCAAGUCAGCUUCAGCUCGUAGUUGUUUUGAGGAAAAUACGAAAGGAGAAGCACAGGUUGAGAGAUGCAUAAUUAAUGCAAAAAAGAGGCCAAAUAUACGGAAAAAUCUCACUCGCAAGUCAUCCUUGCCCACUGCUCGUCCAGCAAGGCGCCCAGUAGAGGAACAUCCAGAGAGUGAGGGAGAGGAAUCUGAAUAUGAAAGCAAAGGCCACAAUAUUGAGAAAUAUCCAGCAAAUGAGCCAGAACAUGAAGGUGAAUACAAGGAGAAUGAGGCAGACAAAGAAGCUUCUGGUGCAAAUUUUGUAUCUGAAGAAGAUGAAGAUAAGGAGCCAAGGGAAAAGAUAAAGGGAACUGGAGGCAACAGUCUGAAGCACAAGGAGAUAGAUGGAGAUUCUCCGCCAAGAAAAAAAACAGCAAAUCGUAGGAAGGCAGUUAUCUUUGAUAGUGAUGAAGAGUGAAUGGAAAAAGAACUGCAGUUGGCACUGGGGACGCUAAUUGAUGCAGGUGCUCUGGGCUCUGGUGAGAGACUCUGAACUUGGUGCAGAGGUUAUUGCACAACAAACUGUUUUCACCAUUUUUCUGUUAUUUUGUUAUUUUAAUUUUAAGCUAUAAAGGGCUGGUCCUUGUCCCUUGAGGAACCUUGUGGGUCUUAAAUUUAUCUAACAUAUUUAAUGGUUGAAUAAAUAGUUUACACCUUACCUGGAAUAAUUAUGAACAUA
Molecule: messenger RNA, 2076 nt
Organism: Phoenix dactylifera (date palm)
Lineage: Eukaryota; Viridiplantae; Streptophyta; Magnoliopsida; Arecales; Arecaceae
Product: protein LEO1 homolog
Biological process (GO): positive regulation of transcription elongation by RNA polymerase II; transcription elongation by RNA polymerase II
Cellular component (GO): nucleus; Cdc73/Paf1 complex
Molecular function (GO): RNA polymerase II C-terminal domain phosphoserine binding
Source: RefSeq, a predicted model, not a curated record